This is a messenger RNA of Endocarpon pusillum Z07020, 1953 nucleotides long. RefSeq lists its product as uncharacterized. Lineage: Eukaryota; Fungi; Ascomycota; Eurotiomycetes; Verrucariales; Verrucariaceae. The transcript has 2 exons. Bases 1 to 1953 code for a protein of 650 amino acids. The record is from RefSeq and is a predicted model, not a curated record.
AUGCUCUGCAGCCUUUGCGAAGGGCUACACUGGGAGGAAAUUCUUUCUUCGUUCGAGGCCGUCGGUCACCAUGUUACCUACUCAGACCUCGCUUCUGCGGCUAGUCACGGAUGCGAUUUCUGCACUGUUGCUCAGGCCGCGGUACUAGAUACGUAUUCGCAGGACCUCUCGUUGCCCGUUGAAGACGUCGCGCAACUUCACCUAGAAAAAGAUCGAUUGGAAUACCAGCGUUAUGGGGAGGACCGUACCGGGUUCACGAUAGAACCGGGUCACAUUUGGCUUGAUACCAGAUAUGCUCCAUGUGAAGGAGGCGUUAUCGGAAUAAUGUACGGCAGAGGUACCUCACGAAUUAUUGGUCGCAGAACCUCCCAAAAGGUCGAACUUGAUUUAGGACUCAGCUGGGUUCGCGAAUGUAUCGAAAAGCACCCAGACUGCAAGCAUGAAGAUGAAUCGCUACUACCGUCUCGUGUCAUAGAUGUUGGUAGCUAUUGUGGUGAUGAAACGCUUCGCUUGCGACAAUGUUCGGGGCAAAAAGCCCCGUAUGUGACCCUCAGUCAUUGCUGGGGUCCUUCAAAUCCGGCAAGGACGACUUCAGCAUGCUACAACAAUUAUCUAAAAUCCAUUCCCCUUGCGGGUUUGCCAAGAACCUAUCGAGACGCUGUUGCGGUGACUCGUUUCCUCGGGAUAAGGUAUUUAUGGAUUGAUAGUCUCUGUAUCAUACAGGACUCCACUGGGGAUUGGGAAAAGGAGUGUGUCAAGAUGUCUAAAACAUAUGAGAACUCUACAGUCACAAUUGCUGGACCUGAUGCUCCCCACUGUCAUGCUGGCUUUCUCGACAGGCAACCUAAACCAGCUUUCCCAGAGUUCACUUUUGAUUACCAGUCACCGACUAGUAAAGGCACAGGCUCGAUAGAUAUGUUUUACAGAGGUUACAAGAGGGGAGAGACUAAACUGGGGCCACGUCCUGAGAGCAAUUCGGUUUUGUCAAGUCGUGCCUGGGCCCUUCAAGAACGGUUACUCUCACGUCGAGUCCUGUACUUUGGUAGCCAGUUGAUGUACUGGGAGUGCCUUACCAAUGUGCGCUACGAAAAUCUGCACUUUCCCUUCAUCGAUAACUUCUGGAGUCGUGGAGAAGUGGAGAAGGUAUCAUUUAAAAGGAGGCAAUCCAAGGCCCUGUGGCUUAGAUACUGGUACAACAUCGUAACAACAUAUUCAGGAACAAAUCUGACAUUUUCCAAUGACAAGUUACCAGCUCUUUCUGGCGUGGCCAGCAAGAUUCAUAAUUUGUUAGGGUAUCAUUACUUCGCAGGCCUGUGGAAGGAAGACUUUCCCAGAGGAUUGGCAUGGUAUUGCUCUUCAUAUCGAAGGGCUCAUCUUUCUCCAGCUGAGCCCAUAGAGUUCCUUGCCCCUUCGUGGUCGUGGGCCUCACAGGAUGGGGAAGUUACUCAAGCGGCUUCCAGCACUACAUCUCCUUUUGGCAGCGCAGAUCUUAGCAUCCUGGAUGUCAAUGUCGACUUGAAAGGCCCAGAUCCUUUCGGGCAGAUACACUCUGCACAGCUCAAAGUGUAUGGGAAAGUCCGCACUGGAAUAAUUCGGAAGCUGCGGAAUCUAAUGGCUGGAGGAGAACAGGGUCUUUUUCUCUGCUAUGGAUGUCUUGAUCUUUUGGUGCUUGGGGAGUAUUUUCCCGAUCGUCCUGGACUAGCCAAUACCCUUGCUAAGUUUGAUUAUAUCGGCGCAGAGGAAGAUGGGAAGAUGCCUCAACAAACGAUACUUUUCUUGCUUCUAGGAAAAUCACUACAGGGAUGGAUGGCUAUGGCGAUCGAACCAAUGCCUGAAAAAUUGAACAAAUAUCGACGCAUUGGGCUGGCUAAAUCAAAGCCGCAUCAUUUUAGGGAUGACCGUUGGGAACAUUGGUUCGACGAGGGCGAGUCCAUGACGGUUGAGAUGAUAUGA